GGGUUUGAAUCAAACAGUUUCCAGUUACAUUCCAGUUAAUACCCACCCAAAUCAAAGACCCAACUAAUCAAAUCAAUCAUCCUCAAUCUUGGAGCUCUGUAGCUUCUCUCGUCUUCAAUCAAACAUCCCCAUAUUUGAACCCAUAUCAAAGUUGUUUCCUUUUUUGUUUUGUGUGAAGCGCCAUGACUGAAGUCCUUCACUUUCCUUCAUCUCCAACCGCUUCUCCUUCAUCUUCUUCUUCUUCUUCUCAUUCACCUUCUUCCUUAUCCUACAAUGCGGCUCUCCGGAGCAGGAACAACAACAACAACAACCCAGUUCCUGGAUUCGCGCAAGAUGUUGACUUUUCAAUCGAACAACAAGAUUUGACAAGACGGAGCAGCGAAGAAGAUGAUGAUGGUAAUGGUGGGGAAGAUCAGAUUUCGUUGUUGGCUCUUCUUGUCGCCAUUUUCAGGAGAUCUUUGAUUUCUUGCAAGAGUAAUCGGAGGGAGCUCUGUAGCAUGGAGAUCGGAUGGCCUACCAAUGUCCGCCACGUGGCUCACGUCACCUUCGAUCGUUUCAAUGGCUUCUUGGGUUUGCCUGUUGAGUUUGAGCCUGAAGUUCCCAGGAGGGCUCCCAGCGCCAGUGCAACAGUCUUUGGGGUAUCAACCGAAUCGAUGCAAUUAUCAUAUGAUUCAAGAGGCAAUUGUGUACCAACCAUUCUUUUGUUGAUGCAAAACUGUUUAUAUGGUCAAGGAGGCUUGCUGGCAGAGGGCAUUUUUAGACUCACUGCUGAGAAUAGUGAGGAAGAGGCGGUUAGGGAGCAACUAAACCGAGGAUUUAUACCUGAACGAAUUGAUGUUCACUGUUUGGCAGGGCUUAUCAAGGCAUGGUUUAGAGAACUCCCUACAAGCGUUCUUGAUUCGUUGUCGCCUGAACAAGUGAUGCAAUGCCAAACAGAUGAGGAACAUGUCGAGCUUGUUAGGCUUCUUCCACCUACAGAAGCUGCUCUGCUUGACUGGGCCAUCAAUCUAAUGGCUGAUGUUGUUCAGUAUGAACAUCUUAACAAGAUGAAUUCACGCAACAUCGCCAUGGUUUUCGCACCUAAUAUGACACAGAUGGAUGAUCCGUUGACAGCACUGAUGUAUGCGGUUCAAGUGAUGAACUUCCUCAAGACACUAAUCGAAAAAGUUCUAAGGGAAAGACAAGACUCAGUGGUCGAGCAAGCUCAUGUAUUCCCUUUAGAACCUUCUGAUGAGAGCGGUAACCAGAGCCCUUCACAGUCUUUGGCUUUUAACACCGUUGAGCAAAGUGACGAGACGCAAUCAGACUACAUUGAAAACACAGAAAAUCAGAGCUCAAGCAGCGAGAUAUCAGACGAGUUAAUCUCAGAGAGCAAUGCAUCUGAACAGAGAGAAUCAGACUGUGGAAAAUACAGGACCAGGAGAUUGAGCGACUCGGAUAUACAGGUGCUGACUCUGGCUCCUCCAGCUCAGUGGCCUGUGAGUAGAACAAAGGUAUUAACCAACUUGAGCCGUGUAGGUUCGAGGGUAGAACGUACUGAAGCUUGGCGGUGAAUUAAAACGAGCAGAGAGAGAAUCCCUUGAGGAGACUGUGAGCUUGUUCUUCAAAAUCAAAUGUUGCUUGAUUUGUUUUGUAUGUGUUAAUGUGGUUUCUGUUGGUGACAUUGUUCUACAUUUUUGGUCAAUGUUCUCAAUUGCCUUCUUUGUGAUAAACCGUCCAUACCAAUACUUAACCAAAUUUGUAAACCGGUGUCUCUCUCAUGCAUCGGCAACGAAAUUGUGAAGCAUCUUCUCCCUA
Camelina sativa (false flax) is the source of this 1797-nucleotide messenger RNA. Its product is annotated as rho GTPase-activating protein 1. Gene Ontology annotation, biological process: signal transduction. The record is from RefSeq and is a predicted model, not a curated record. NCBI's taxonomy places the organism in Eukaryota, Viridiplantae, Streptophyta, Magnoliopsida, Brassicales, Brassicaceae. Gene Ontology annotation, molecular function: GTPase activator activity.